Trypanosoma cruzi is the source of this 1287-nucleotide messenger RNA. RefSeq lists its product as uncharacterized. Gene Ontology annotation, biological process: tRNA processing. The transcript has a single exon. Lineage: Eukaryota; Euglenozoa; Kinetoplastea; Trypanosomatida; Trypanosomatidae. Gene Ontology annotation, molecular function: flavin adenine dinucleotide binding; tRNA dihydrouridine synthase activity. Bases 1 to 1287 code for a protein of 428 amino acids. The record is from RefSeq and is a predicted model, not a curated record.
AUGGAGCGGCUAAAUGAUGAUGACGAGAGGGAGGAUCUUUAUUGUGUAGAUCAUGGAAGGCUCAAAUAUAAACACACAGAUUUGUUGGCAAUGCUGAGAGAUGCUCAGUCAGCGAUCAUCCGUUUUUCUGAAGAGAACCACGACAUCAUUGCCGACGUUGUCAACUUUGCAUCCACCUCCGAACGGGCGAAUACAUUACGGAAACUAGAGGAAGCGUACCUUGGCAUUGUAAAGGUGCAGGCACCGAUGGUCCGCUGCAGCCGGCCGGCAUUCCGCAAACUCUGCCGCUUGUGGGGUACGGACGUAAGCUACACGCACAUGAUCAUGGCGGACAGUUUCACUUGCUCUGAUGCUGCCCGGCACGCGGAUUUCUCUAUGUACGCCGGUGAAGAACGUCUUGUGGCCCAAAUUGCCUCCUGCAGUGGGCCUGUUGCUGCGGAAGCGGCGACGCUCCUGGCGCCGUAUUGUGAUGCGAUUGAUCUCAACUGCGGCUGCCCGCAGCGUUGGAUCAUAAAAGAGGGCUUGGGCUCGGCACUUCUUCAAAAACCAGAGGUUGUGGCAGACAUGGUGCGCUGCAUUCACAACGGGCUUUCAGGCGGGGUAAGCCUUCCGUGUGUCGUGAAAAUGCGCGUAGACAACGAUGUGGGGCGCAGCGUGGAUUUUGCCCGUCACUGUGAGGCGGCUGGAUGCGGGUGGAUCACAGUGCACGGUCGUACACCGUCCUGCUCCGCGCACGCGCCGGUUCGCCUCGAUGCAAUACGCACCAUUCGGGAAUGCGUCUCUGUACCCGUCGUGGCUAAUGGCGGUGUAAACAAUCCACAGACGGCUCUCAAAACUUCUUUGACCACCGGUGCGGGGGCUGUUAUGAGUGCGACGGGUCUUUUGGCGAACCCUGCCUGUUUCUACGUGCCGCGGGAAGGCGAGCUGCUGCUUUUUGCGCCGCAGAGGCACGGCAUCGAUGUUGCGCUGGAAGCGUCCAUGGGGCCGUGCCGAGGUGCAGACGAAGGAGCCUCUACUGCAGGCAGCGAGAAUUCCGCGUGGCUGAAGGGUCUUCCCGGCUGUCCGGUGGAAGUAAUAUCAGACUUCAUUCGUCUUAGCUGUGUGACUGACCUUGCGUCGAAGGCCACCUCAAUGCAUCUCCUGAAGAUGGGUGGGAACUACCUGAGCCCGACGGAGCGUGUCUUUCUGGCGCAGAUGCACUCGUCUUUUUCAGUUGUUUCGGCAUUCCAGCAGCUUGGAUUAUACACUCAGGAUGGCAGGUUCCGAGUUGUGGAGAGCGUCACAUAA